Messenger RNA from Leguminivora glycinivorella, 451 nucleotides. RefSeq names its product cuticle protein 7-like. NCBI's taxonomy places the organism in Eukaryota, Metazoa, Arthropoda, Insecta, Lepidoptera, Tortricidae. The coding region runs from base 33 to 425 and encodes 130 amino acids. The record is from RefSeq and is a predicted model, not a curated record. Gene Ontology annotation, cellular component: extracellular matrix. The transcript has 4 exons.
CGAGAACAGCUUCAAGAUUUACUCUUGUUCAAAUGUAUUUCAAGGUGUUGUGUCUCGCUAGUCUGGUGGGGUUGGUGGUGGCGCAGCACGGGCACGAGCACGCGCACUCCUCGCAGCACAUCUCCAAGCACGACGGGCACGCGGAGCCGGUCCUCAUCAAGGACCACCACGGCCACGAGAAACACGUCGACUACUACACGCACCCCAAGUACAAGUUCGAGUACAAAGUGUCGGACAAGCACACCGGUGACCACAAGACGCAGCACGAGCACCGCGACGGCGACGUCGUCAAGGGCUUCUACAGCCUGCACGAGCCCGACGGCUCCGUCAGGGACGUGCACUACGAGAGCGAUAAGAAGACUGGAUUUCACGCUGAGGUGAAACACAGCACUCACCACAUUGUUCCCAAACAUCAUCAUAAUUAAAAGUGACCUAUCUAAAUACCUAUUUU